AUGCGAUCUGGCACUUUCGGGUGCGUGAACAUUUCCGAUUCGAAGGCCACGAAGCCGAAUUUAAAGGGGUCUCAACGGCAGUUUGCAGACACAUCGUCCUCAGCAAUCGUGCUGGUAUGUUUGGCAGCGGCCGUGGUAACACACUCUGAUCCCGAACCACACAAUUAUCACCACUACCCCUACUACUACUACUAUUAUCACUAUCACAAUGUCAAACCACUGGAGGGCGAUGGGGUGGCCAGGCAUCCAGGUGGCGGCACCUCCUUCGUGGCUCCUCAAGUUCACGGCCUUACUAAACGCUCAACUGACCCCACGCCGGAAGCUAUCCCUGGUACUUAUAGUUACCAGGUAGUCCACCAUGGCCAUCCCCACGAUGGAUAUCACAAUGGCUUUCGCUACCUUUAUGAUAGCUAUCCCUACAACCACUACUAUGGUUAUCCUCACAGAUACCACAGUCACCACAAGAGCUCAGUCGAAUCUGAACCCGAACCUGAACCUUAUUACACCUAUCACGGACGCCCUCACUAUUAUAACAGAUACCCCAUCUACUACCCUUACUACGCCGGCUACCGUUACCGCUACAGAGGAUAA
This is a messenger RNA of Penaeus chinensis, 591 nucleotides long. RefSeq lists its product as uncharacterized. The record is from RefSeq and is a predicted model, not a curated record. The transcript has 2 exons. Bases 1 to 591 code for a protein of 196 amino acids. Lineage: Eukaryota; Metazoa; Arthropoda; Malacostraca; Decapoda; Penaeidae.